CUUUGAGAACGUUCUACUGCACAUCGGUUUUGUAGAGAUCGGAGAAACAACACAGGAUUUCAUAAACGAAAACAAUCCCACGACUGUAUUCGAUAUUAUUUCUCCCCAACGAGCAAAAUGUCGAAACCGGUGAAAGUCGCCAUCCUAGAUGACUACCAGAAUCUAGCACCAGCCAAAUUCGAAUCGCUAGUCUCUUCUGGUCGUGUCGAGCUGACUAGCUUCACCGAAACGCUGGACACUCGCGAUCCCAAAGACAGAACGGCGUUGAUUGAGCGACUGCAGCCGUUCGAGGUUAUUUCGACGAUGCGCGAGCGGACUGUUUUCACAGAAGAUGUGCUUAAAGCACUGCCUAAUCUGAAGUUACUCCUUACGACAGGUCUUCGUAACGCGUCCAUCGAUUCUGUCGCGGCUGCGAAGCACGGCAUUAUCGUCGCGGGGACGGAGAGUCGUUCGAAGGCUGGGCCCGACGCUACCACACAACAUACGUGGGCGCUGAUUCUGGGGUUGGCGAGACAUAUCGCUCGAGAUGAUCUCGCGGUUAAGAGUGGCGCGUGGCAGGGCCCGACAUUGGCGCUUGGUCUGCCUGGUCUGACGCUCGGUUUGUUGGGCCUGGGUAAACUGGGUGCAGCAACGGCACGAAUUGCCGUCCUCGCAUUCAACCUGAAGGUGAUCGCAUGGUCGUCUAGUCUGACGCAAGAAAAGGCCGACGAGACCGCUAAGAGUCUCGGUUUACCGGUCGGUUCGAUCCGCGUGGCGUCCUCAAAGCUGGAUCUUUUUCGCACCGCGGAUAUCGUCAGUGUGCAUUAUGUGCUAUCCGAGCGGAGUCGAGGCAUAGUUGGCAAGGAGGAGCUGGCGGCUCUGAAGCCAAGCGCCUUGUUGAUCAACACAUCUCGAGGACCGUUAAUCGAUGAAGCAGCGCUCUUGGAGACUCUGAAGGCUGGUCGGAUCCGUGGGGCGGCGUUGGAUGUCUUUAACAAAGAGCCUCUUCCCGUUGACAGCGAAUGGAGGACGACGAGAUGGGGCGAGGAUGGACGUAGUGAGGUGCUCCUUUCGCCGCAUAUGGGAUACGGUGAAGCAGACAAUAUCAGUUCGUGGUAUGCGCAAACGGCAGCCAAUUUGGAGCACUGGUUGGAUGGAAAGGCGGUUCCCAAUCGAUUGAAUUGAUUUGUAUGUAUGGAAUAGUCUAUCUUGGCGAGGUCAUCGGUAGAGUAUCUGCUAUGUUGGCAUUUGCACUGGAUGACUGGAUAAGCAUUGGUAGUGUCUCAACGAGAUUGGGUUGUGGCCAAGCACGCAACGAGAUUGAAACUCUUUGGUAGUUUCUGGAAGCUAAUUUCAUGUGAAUAUGGACGUGUGUC
This is a messenger RNA of Paecilomyces variotii, 1355 nucleotides long. Its product is annotated as D-isomer-specific 2-hydroxyacid dehydrogenase family protein. The transcript has a single exon. Lineage: Eukaryota; Fungi; Ascomycota; Eurotiomycetes; Eurotiales; Thermoascaceae. The record is from RefSeq and is a predicted model, not a curated record. The coding region runs from base 118 to 1164 and encodes 348 amino acids. Gene Ontology annotation, molecular function: NAD binding; oxidoreductase activity, acting on the CH-OH group of donors, NAD or NADP as acceptor.